CCUUCACCAUCCGUUACCAAUCCCCGUGGUUCGAGUGAUCCAUCUCAGCUCAAUAGAGUGGGCAUUCAGUCACUUUCACCACCCUUCCAACCAUUUACGCAAUAUUGUCGAUCCAACACUGCAUCACUUACGAGCACGAUUAGAUGAAUGCCAUUCUCCGAAUGUGGGAAAAGCACCUCUUCCAUUCGUUAUGCACAUACCGGCAAUAAAUACCCUUUCAAUAGCAUAGCAGCAUCGCUCUCGCCCAAUCGCCGACAAACAGACUGUCUUCCCAGAACCACUCAGAAUGUCGAAAUUGGCUAGUCUGGGAGCUACUCCGGAGUUUAUUCCGGGACGCCCUUUCCACCUGGGACUGGUAAAGAACUCCACGAAUGCGAACAUGACCAUGAUGCCCUCCAACCGAGAGACACUUUCCUCACGACGACGACGACGACGCAGUCGGAAAGUCCAGCUCAAGGUCAUCAACGUUCCGUCUUCUCCUACAGCCUCCUCAGGCGCAAGUCAACACUCAACAGAGACAUCAAGUUCUGCUUUUGACGGCGUCGAAAAUUGCAAAGACCACCACAUCCAUCCAUCCAAGAACGACAUACCCCCCGGCACGCCCACAGCUCCGGCAGCAGACCGAAUACAGCAGAUCCAACUGCAUCAUAUCCCAGUCUAUCACAGUCGCAUCUUUCACACUCGUCCUCCUCCGAACGCACCGACCGGCCUUGCAGCCGAUAGAAGACGAGGAGCGAAGAUUCCUGCAGUGCCCCCUCAGAUCCCUCCUCAGGCCGCUCCUCAGGCCGUACCUAGCCACUGCCAGUCUAAGGUCUGGCGGAGCCCCAAGACCGAGUUGACGGACGCAUUUCAAAAAGUGCAGGUCGAAAUGCAACGCCUUGGUUUCAGCAGAUCGCCUGCUGCCCCCACCACAUUCGAGGAAUACUUGGAAGUUGUUCUAGCUAAGAAAGAACGCAAAAUACAACAGAAUGCCGCCGUGAUACAGGCCAUCAAAACAAAGGCAGAACAGCACAAGAGAGCGCGACAGAAAGGCGGUAGCUCUGGCCAUACUUACAGCAGGGCAUCAGCUUGGGCUAAAGGUUCGACUUUGGUGCAGGAACCGACUUUAGCCACUGCCCACCCUUUGUAUGGAGCUGAUCCAUGCUGGAACAUGCAGUACCCCGGUAUAACAGAAAGACCACAAGAUCUACGUGCCGAAUGGCCUACGCUGGCGGGAUACAAGGAAGCCGGCUGCCAGGCUUUUGACAACAGUUGUCUGCCUCCUCCGAAACAGCUCAACGUUCAGGAUCAACCCCAUAUGGCACUUGGGGAUGCGGCGUGGGAAGAGCGCGUACUGAUUCACCAAGGAAAUGCCACUGACUUGGACGAAAUCAGCAUCUUCUCACUUGAGAAUGAUACUUCGACUGAAGCUGACCUGGCCUAUCACAUAGACCCGAAGAGUCUUAACGACUGGACUCGAGAAAUCAUCGACGAAAUCAUCCUCGAGAUAGAGGGCGACGAGACAACGAUCACGGACGAAGACGAAGCUUAGGCAGCAUUGAACAAGCAAAGAAAGGGAUGCUGUCUAAGUCAAUCAGUAUGAGAGGCAGAAAGAGGAGGUGGAACGAAGACAUGUUAUAUGGCUCUAGUGCAUUGGACCAAAGUUUGCAGUUGGCAUAUGCCAGUGCCGACUAUAGAUUGAAUAUGCCACAUUGGCUUUCAGUAAGGCCAUUGUUGGUGGCCAGAACAUCUGGAAGGAGACAAAUACGUACGACGCAUUGAGAGUAUCGAACUUCUUCU
Messenger RNA from Colletotrichum godetiae, 1779 nucleotides. RefSeq lists its product as uncharacterized. Bases 287 to 1531 code for a protein of 414 amino acids. The transcript has a single exon. NCBI's taxonomy places the organism in Eukaryota, Fungi, Ascomycota, Sordariomycetes, Glomerellales, Glomerellaceae. The record is from RefSeq and is a predicted model, not a curated record.